Panicum hallii is the source of this 1198-nucleotide messenger RNA. RefSeq names its product phosphatidylinositol transfer protein 3-like. Bases 136 to 885 code for a protein of 249 amino acids. The record is from RefSeq and is a predicted model, not a curated record. Lineage: Eukaryota; Viridiplantae; Streptophyta; Magnoliopsida; Poales; Poaceae. The transcript is spliced from 2 exons.
CCUCCUAUAAAUAUAAAUAAAACCUCCCCGCCGCUCUCCCGCUCCCGUCGCCGUUUCUCUUUCCUCAUUUCUCAACCAAGAACUGAAGAAGACGCCCCCGUCCAUCCAUCAAGGUCGAGGAGCCCGGCGGCCGCCAUGGACUGCCAGCAAGCUGCGACCAACGGCGGCCACCACAACGACGGCGACGCCGCCGAGUGGAAGCAGGUCGCCGAGCUGAGGGCCGUUACCGAGGCGCAGGACCCUGCCUGCAAGGAGGAGGACGACUACAUGCUGCGUCGGUUCCUUCGCGCCCGCGACCACCACAUCGGCAAGGCGUCGGCGAUGCUGCUCAAGUACCUCAAGUGGAAGCCGUCGGCGAAGCCCCACGGCUGCAUCUCCGAGUCGGAGGUGGCGCGCGAGCUCUCCCAGGGGAAGUUGUGCCUGCAGGGCCACGACCGGCAGGGCCGGCCCAUGAUCUACGGCUUCGGCGCCCGGCACCACCCGUCCAACCGCGACCUCGACGAGUUCAAGCGCUUCGUCGUCCACGUGCUGGACGCCACCGUCGCCAGGCUGCCCCCCGGGCAGGAGAAGUUCGCGGCCGUCGCCGACCUCAAGGGCUGGGGCUACUCCAACUGCGACAUCCGGGCCUACCUCGCCGCGCUGGAGAUCAUGCAGAACUACUACCCGGAGCGCCUGGGCCGGGUGUUCCUCAUUCACGUGCCUUACGUCUUCAUGGCGGCGUGGAAGAUCGUCUACCCCUUCAUCGACGACAACACCAAGAAGAAGUUCGUCUUCGUCUCCGACAAGGACCUCGACAGGACGCUCCGGGAGGCCAUCGACGACGCGCAGCUGCCGGAGAUGUACGGCGGCAAGCUCAAGCUCGCAUCGCCGUCGCCGGCCAAGUAAGUGAUCACGACUGAUCACUGAUAUAUGGUGCGUGGUUCAGCAGAGACGACGAUCCAGAGGUAUGUAGUACGUUUAUACGUACACCAACAAGCAAGUGUCAGACCGGAAGAACGCUAUGGCAGUUAGCUAGUAGGUAACUUAUUAGUAGCUUUUCCCCCAUUUAAUUUCCGUGGCUGACUACAUGCAUUCUGUAAUCGACUACAAGAGGAGGACAAGGCACAGAAAGACGUAUGAUUUCUGUAUGCUACCAACGCAUGUAUUUGUAUCAAUAAGUUUAAUGACCUGUACUAACUGCUGCAGCAUCAUGCAUGCA